Ordospora pajunii is the source of this 1011-nucleotide messenger RNA. Its product is annotated as protein kinase. Gene Ontology annotation, biological process: protein phosphorylation. Bases 1 to 1011 code for a protein of 336 amino acids. The transcript has a single exon. Gene Ontology annotation, molecular function: ATP binding; protein kinase activity. NCBI's taxonomy places the organism in Eukaryota, Fungi, Microsporidia, Ordosporidae. The record is from RefSeq and is a predicted model, not a curated record.
AUGAUAAGGAAGCAAGACAUCAUGUGUGUUGAGAAGAUAUCGUUUGGGCCGUUCUGGGAAGAGUUUCUUGUGUUUGUAGAGAUUCAGGACAUCCUCGGCGGGAUGUACUGCCUACGAGUGAUGAAGAAGAAAAAGAUAAUAGAGUAUGGAGAGGAGGAAAUGGUUGACCACGAGUAUGUGGUUAGAUCCAUGAUUAGGCAUCCGUUUCUGAUUAAUACGGUAUGUGGCUUUCAGGAUUAUGAGCAUUUGUUUCUUGUUGAGGAGCAGUCAAGGAACUAUUUAAUGGAGUUGAUACGAGCUGAGGGAAGGAUAUCUAAGAAAGCAUGCAGGUUCUACAUAGUAGAGAUUGUGCUUGCAAUACAGUAUUUGCAUAUCAAAGGGCUUUGCUAUGGAUUUCUAUCGCCUAGCAACAUAAUGGUAGGGGACGAUGGGCAUAUCAAGCUGAAGUACAGUUUUCUGAACGAAAUAGACAGUGUUGUUGGAGGGAUAGAUAGCAACAUUGAGUAUGCAUCUGUUGAUUACCUUAAUGGCAGGAAUCUCUCCUGUGCAUCAGAUUAUUGGUCGAUUGGCAUAGUUAUGUACCAGAUGCUUGCAGGAAUUACUCCGUUUGCAUCGCAGGACAUGGCUUCAACAGCUGCAAAGAUGAGGGAAGGCAAAGUCCGUUUCCCGGUGUUUUUUGAUGCAUGCACCAAAGACUUGAUAUCGAAACUGCUUGUGAUUGAUCCAAGGCAACGGCUUGGAUAUGUGGAUAGCGAUGCAGCAGAUAUCAGGAAGCAUCCAUUUUUUGAUGGAGUAGACUGGGGCAAGGCGUACAUGAGAGCUGCUGAGCCGCCAUUUCUAUUUAAUGUUGUCAAAAGCAAGGAGCUGCUGAAGCCUGCAAAUCUUGGUAUUCUCUACACCACAGACUAUCUUUCUGACCAGAAGGAUGGCUAUGGACGUACAUUUCGGCAGUAUGGAUCUGCACAUGUACCUGAAGUUUAUAGAAGCCUCUGGAGAAACGGAUAUAUCUAG